This is a messenger RNA of Aphanomyces astaci, 8096 nucleotides long. RefSeq lists its product as hypothetical. Gene Ontology annotation, cellular component: nucleus. Gene Ontology annotation, molecular function: protein binding; protein serine/threonine kinase activity. Gene Ontology annotation, biological process: telomere maintenance; DNA damage checkpoint signaling; protein phosphorylation. The record is from RefSeq and is a predicted model, not a curated record. Lineage: Eukaryota; Oomycota; Saprolegniomycetes; Saprolegniales; Verrucalvaceae. The transcript is spliced from 2 exons. Bases 1 to 7947 code for a protein of 2648 amino acids.
AUGGAGAACGACUUGGAGAAGGUCCUGCGGCUGAUGCUGGUGCAUCAAGAGCAGUUCCAUCCCGCGCAAGCGUUAGUACCCAGCGUCUCCCCAACCAAGGGCCCCGACAUUGACGAAGAUCCGACAAGAUGCCUCACCGUGCUGCGGAAAGCGCGCAAAAUGCUACCCAAAGUGAUGAAGGAGAUCUCGUCCUCUGUGCCGAAUCCAAAGGUGCUGGACACAUUGUGUACGCUGCUGUCGCUGUUCCUCAGUAGCGACGUGUGUCCAUUCUCCCCGUCUGUGUUCAGCUCAAACGCCGGCGUGAUCUUGUUCUACAUGGUGCGGUUCCUCGCCACGCCAGAGUACGCAUCGCUCCACCAGAAAGUGUUUGAUGUGUGCACGACACUGGCGCUCUUGUUGCUCGAAAGUGACUUCAACGGAUACGUCCACAUCUAUUGCGACCUUGUCGACCUGCUCGAGGACCUGCAGGUGUUGGAAAGGCACACGUCGUGGCGGCCAUCCGAAGCGAUCACAGUGCACUGCUUCCUUGUAUCUGGGGCGCAUCUUGGACGAGACACCGCGCACAUGCAGAGCGGACUGCGUCUGUGCUGCCAGCGCGAGGAGUUGGACCCGCAUCAUGCGCAACUCGUGUUCGACAUGGGAAAGAAGACCGUGCCUCCAUUGACCUUCACGGCCGCUGCCACGGUCCGCCUCUUCAGCGUGUGGAUGUGGCGCUUCCUCAACAAGGUCGUUGGGUACGCGGCUACGUUCCUCUCCCACCACCCGACCAUGGCGCAGCUCUGCGUACUCGUGGGCUCGUUGUUGGACGCCGCCACCAAGCCAGCGACGGAUGUCGACGGUGCUGUGUUGGAGCUCUUGAAGCUUCUGUUCACGCAGGUGGCUCUGACAGACUUCUCGUUGAUUCAUCUGUCCACGUCGUUCUUCGCUUAUGCAACUCUACCACACCAUUCCACAGAAUCCACGUCCAACUUGCUGGAAAGCAUCGCAGCGACCGCCGUUUCACGGUCCCGCGCGCUGUCAACGGCGUUGUGGCCAUCGUUCCAAACGUUUGCUACAUCAAAGCGCACAGACGUGUCGUUGUGUGGGGUCAUCUGCAACACGUUACGGACGUUUCUCAAACACCACGAAAACAACUUGCAUCGAUGUGUGACACUGUUGCUGGACCUUGUCCUUCAUUGCGACCUCCAUCACGUACAUGUGCAGCGAGCCGUUGGUACGGCCAUCCAAAGCGCAUUGGACGCCCACAUCAACAACAUGUGGCGGCACGCGCGCGCCGCGAUUGGGCAAUUCCACUCCGAGUACGUCGCUGUUCCCCCGACACACAAGCGGCAAAAGGUGGUGGCCGAGUACGCGUCGUCGAUAUCCACAAUCAGCUUUGAAGAGAUUGCAAAGGUGAUGCUGGCGACGCCGCCCGUGGAUUCCUUUCAGUCGUUGGUUCUGCUGGUGCUGGCCAUGGCGUACGACAACACGCUAGCUGCCACGGGCCUUGGGAUCCUCCUUCCGCUUCGACGUACCACCCCAAGCCACCCACGGACACAGGACGAAGGCGACGUCAGCCGGAUGCUGCUCGACCGCCUGCGCACGUUGCUGCAGCAAACCCCAAGCAGCAGCAGCAGCAGUACCAAUCCAUCGUCAUCCGUGCGUCUGAUUGGUCUCGCGCUACGAUAUGCCACCGACGACGAAUUGACAGCCCUCCCCGUCAUGUCGACGUUGCUCCACGUUCAAAAAUAUGCUGACGUCGCAAAUGUACCUUCCCGCGGUUGGUCCUGCCCAGAUACGACGGACCACCAUGCCGUCGAGCUGUGGAUGGCUACGGCGCCCCCGUUGGACCAGUUCUUGAUGGUGCUGUGCUGGGUGUACACGCGCCACGACCCCCUCGCUUUAGUGCGCGACUCGCCAUGGAGAACGUCCUUGUCUGGCCGUGUCUUUGUGGACUUGGUGGCAAAGCAGCAGCCCACGGCCGUUCGUUUUGCCCCGAUCUGGAUGUCGUCCGUGGUGCGGGCGGGGGCGGCCACCGCCCUUGACAUGUGGAACACACUUGCGGACCUGUUGCUUCCGAUGGCCACGUCAGCCCGCCCGGCCAUCGCGUGUGCCGUCGUUGCGACGCUGGGGCAUCUGUGUUGCACCUUGUCACAGUUAAGCGACGAGGAGCCCAUUCCGUCGUCGUCGUCGUAUGUGGCAUUGGGGGUCGGAGGCGGCGACCGGUACGAAUGUUUGUGUCGCAAACCCAAUCGACUCAACCCGCCGCUGCCGCGCACUCACGACGUAGCGGCCGUUCUGGAAUCCCUUAUCGGGUCUUCGUCGACGGAUGCAACUGUUGUCCAUCAAACUCUGUUGACCAUGGCAGCAUGGAUCAAGCACUCCACGGACCUCCCGCCGUCGGUCGUGUGGCGAUUCGCCGAAGCCGUCGGACACCCCGAUCCAAUCUGCCAACGCGCGGUGGAGACCCACAUUGGCGUCAUAGCCCCGCUGGUGCCGUCGAGUAGCCAGCUGCUGAGUCUGUUUGACGUCAAACUCGGCAGCACGCCGCGCCUGGCAGCCGCCGCAGUCCGCGCCAUGGCUACCCUAGGCAGGCAUUGCGACUUGCAAUCAAAGGGGGAGCUGGACCUCUUCUUCGCCCUCGUCUUUCGACUGGUGGGUGUGUGGAAGGACUCCAAGACAACGACAAGUGCGGGCCUCCACCAGAUCAUGACCCAUUUGACGUGGAAGCAGUUGUGCGUGCAGUAUCCGGAUCGGGUGCACGUGCCGCUGGUCGAGUCACUGGUCGUGCCUGGCGCGAACUCGCAUCUGCUGCAAGCGUUUCUAGCGGCGUUUAUCGGGCCGGACGUGACCGUGGCUUUGUAUUUGAAGGAGAACGCGGCGCACAUUUUGCCCCAUCUGAUUGUAACCAAGAAUUCGGCGCUGUUGCAAACCGUGGCGGCGGCGUGCGGGGCCACGGUGGCGUCGUUGGUGGGCGAGCACAUCCUGGCCAUCGUCAAGGAAAUGCUGCUGCAAAAAGUCACGUCGUUCAACAACGUGGCCGAGUGGGAGUUUUUCUUUGGGUUUAUCCCGCACGACGUGGGCAUCCGCGACGUGAUUCAGCACAAACCGCUCACAAUCAUCUACGCGCUGGCGUGGGAACUGGCCGGCGACCGGCCCAAAGUCGCCAAGAAGUCGUUCAUAGAAGUAUGCAAGCAGUUUCUCGACGACGAAGACCACCACAUGGACACGUUUCACAUUUCCCAGCAGUUCUUUCUGGCCGUGAUGACAUUCCUUGGCCAAAAGCUGCUCUCCAAGAACGUCCGCAUCAGCAUCCAAGCGAUCCAGUGCACCGAAGUGCUGCUGUCUCUGUUCGACACAGUCGGCGCCCUCGACAACUUUGUGCCCAAGAUCAUGGCAACGUUGAAACUGGCGUCUGUGGAAGCCCACGCCGACAAGAUUCUCGCCGCGUGCCGGGCAUGGCGUACGUUUGUGCGGCUGCUAAGCCCGGACGCGAUCAAAGCCAACGUGCUGUCGAUCGUUGUCAGCUUGUUGCCGUGCGUUGGUCCGUUGACCGAGCUAUUUCAACGGCAUGUGGUGGAGGGUCCAGAGACCACGAUUCACACUAACAAGAUGACACGAACGCCGCCGCUUUCAGAGGCGCAGCAAGUGGCGCUGGACGUGCUGCGCUCGAUCUUUACCAGCGAAAUGAUCGACGACGACCCGUCGGUGACGUUUGUGCUGGCGCUGACUCCCAUGGCCAACGACUUCCCCGUGCAAACAAUCAAACACUUGCCCAUCCACGAAGUAUUGGCUCUUGUGCUUCCGCUCCUGCAGCACUGGGACGGAGCGGUGCGGGAAGUGGGGCUGCUGCAUUUGAUCCACAUCCUCAACAGUCGAAGUCGCGAAGUGCUCGACUUGGUCUUGUCCCUCGAAGAAGGCGUCGUGCAUACUUGCAUCAUGGGCAUUUUGAAGCAACUGCUGCGCCUGAGUCGACUGGAAACCCAAGAGAACAUGCAAAUCUUGGUUGCCCAAGCACUCGGCGCGCUCGGGGCCAUCGACAUGGCUCGGAUCACCCCCCAAGCACUGCGCCCCAUCACAACCAAUGAAUUGAGCACCAAGAACCUGGCGUGCCAUUUGAUUCAAACCCUCCUUGUCAACGAACUACGCGCCGCCCCUCAAAACACGGACGUGAUCGCGCUGUCCAUCCAGCAGCUGCUUCAGUUCCUCGCGCAGCUCAAUGCGCCAGACAGCAGCAGUUCAUCGACCGCCGCCAGUUCGUCGGGGGUGUUGUUUGUCCCGUCGUCGUCGUCGAUGCCCGAGUGGAUGCAGCGCCAGUUCCACAGCAAAGGCGUCGACAAGAUCAUCGCCCCGUACUGGUCGACCAAGUACCAGGCGCCGAAUUUCAAGCCCACGACCAUGCCGCCAUCGUCCACGUUCUACGAAGCGCUCGGUUCCGUCGCAUUUGACCAGUGGCUCGUGUCGUGGUGCAAGUUUCUCAUCGAUCACUCGACGUUUCCUGAGCGCCACAUCUUCCUUGCGUGUCGCCGCGCGCUGACGAUUUCGCUGGAAAUAGCUCGGUUCUUGCUGCCGUACCUGGUGCAAAACGUGCUCAAGCAGUCGGCGUCGUACCACCUCGUCAAGCAGGAGAUUCUGAGUGUGCUGCAGGAAGACAGCAGCGUCGACAGCGAGGCGUCCACCGUGUCUAGCCAUCACCACCAGUGCGCGCAAACAGUGUUUUCCAUGCUGGACGAGCUCAACGACUGGGUAUGGGCGAGUCAGCGCAAGAAAAUCGCGCUGAGCCAGCAGCCCCACAUGGCUAAACACAUGGACGAACUGUUCGACCAGGAAAAGGAGGUUGUCGAGGAAUUCCUCAAAGAUAUCCCGUUGUCGCUGCUGUCGUCCGCGGCAUUCAAGAUCAAGGCGUAUGCUCGAGCGAUCCAGUACUUUGAGAGCCACUUGCGCCAACAAGGCAACAACGUGCAGAUGACGUCGACGGAUAUCACCAAGAUGCAGAAAAUGUACGGCAGUCUCGACGAGCCGGAUGCGUUGCUGGGGCUGGCAACGCAACGGCGGUGGCUUCAUCCCCACCCCACGGGGUCGUUCCAGGAGCUGCAGCAUUUGAUCGCCGAACACAAACAUUUGGCUCGAUGGGAAGACGCGCUGGCGUGCUAUGAACAAGCCAUCCAUCACAUGCACGGGUCGGACGUUGAGGUGGAAAUCCGCAGCGAACUGUACGCCGGGGUCAUUCAGUGCAUGAUUCAACUCGGGCGACUCGAAGGCGCGCUGCAGCACGUCCGGGGUAUCGUGAACCAGUACCCCGAGGUCAUUCCGGCCGUGUACCCGUGCGCGUUGGAGUGUGCGUGGCGGCUCUCACGAUGGGAUCUCUUGACUGAGCUCACGACGGACGCGAUGAAGGUCAAGUUGGACAAAAGCGAGGACAUGAUGGGCAUCAAGUUUGCCAAAACCAUCUUGUGCUUUCACCAAAACCAGCUCAACAUGCACGUGCACUUGCGCGAGGCGCGGGCGUCCAUCAUGGGGCCGUUGGCCGCGGCGUCGCAGGAAUCGUACCAGCGCGUGUACCCGCUGCUGCACCAAUUGCACUUUUUGCAUGAACUGGAGCAAGGGUAUCUCGUGUCCAAAGCGUCGGCCAACAAGACGGCCAUUUGGAAUGCCCAAUGUCCUUGGAACCGUCGGGAUGCCAUGAUGGCGCCAGCGUUAAAGUUCCAGGAACCCAUCUUGGCCCUUCGCCGCGUCAUGAUGGAAGAUCUGCACUUAGAUCGGAGCAUUGUGUCGGCCAACUGGUUGCAAUACGGAAAGAUGGCGCGAAAGGAAGGGCUUCUUCGCACCGCCGAGAGCGCCGUGAUGCACGCACAAGCGUUGGGGAACCGCCACGCCAUCAUCGAACAAGCCAAGUUGCUCGUCGAGCGCGGCAACAUGUACGAGGCGCUGCAUGUGCUGGAGCCGAUUCCCAUCGACGUGAGUACGAUCAUGGACCCUCGGUCCUCGGACAAUCACUUUGACGCCAAGAUGCUGCUCCUGGCAACAAACUACAUGCAACAGUCGAGCCAAAAGCAAGGCCAGCACGUGAUCGAUCGGUACAAAGCCGUGAUUGCAUUCGAUAAGGACUACGCCAAGGGGUACUUUUGCCUGGCAAAGUACUUUGAAGUGCUGCUAGCCAACGACCGCCGCGAAGGGGAAGACGCGAGCGGGGAGCCGUACGCGUACCUGCCCCACGUCCUGCACAACUACGUGUUGUCGUUGAAAGGCACAGACAAGUAUUUGUUUCAGUCGUUGCCGCGGCUAUUGACGUUGUGGUACGAGUUUGGUGAGAUCUUGCAAGCCAGCCAGUCCACCAAGCGCAGCUACCGCCUCGACAUUCCAUCGUCAUCCGAACACCACUAUGGGUUGAUGCAAGACAUUUCGAAGAUCAUCUUGGACGCGCUGCACAGUUUGCCUGAAAGCAUGUGGCUCGUGUGCUUUCCUCAAGUCACGUCGCGGAUCUGCCAUCCGAACGUGGCGGUCGUCGACGGCGUCAAAGCGAUCAUGGUGCGGGUGCUCAUGGCGUUCCCGCAGCGAGCCAUGUGGUACGUGCUGGGGCUGGCGCAGUCGCUCAAUAUGCAGCGCAAGACGCGGGCAAUUGAGAUCCUCAAAGUCGCCCAGAAGCAACUCACAAACUCCAACCAAGUGGAUAUGGCCAACGCGCUGAGCGAAGGCAUGCGGCUCGUGGAAGAGCUGAUCAAACUGGCCGAGUUUGACCCGGGGAACCAAAAGAAGAUGCCUGUCCGACUCUCGCGGGUACGGGCCAAGGUGCUACUCCCGAUUCAAAGCAGCAUCAACAGACGCGACCUGCCCGAAAGCGACGUGUACAUCAAGUCAUUUGGGGACAAGGCCGACGUGAUGCUGACGAAAGAAAAGCCCAAGCGCAUCCAGGUCCAGGGCACGGACGGCAAGACGUACUCGUUCCUGUGUAAGCGCGAAAAGCACGGCGACUUGCGCAAAGAUGCGCGUAUGAUGGAGUUCAAUGCGCUCAUGAACAAGCUGCUUCAACGAGAGACGGAUGGCCGCAAGCGAAAGCUCCGCCUUCGAACGUACGCCGUGAUCUGCUUGAACGAAGAAAGCGGGCUCAUGGAGUGGGUACCCAACACCCGCGCGAUGCGGCACUUGAUAUCGCAGAUUUACAAGACCGAACAGGGCUUCCUCCAGCCCGUGCGCCUCACCACGGACAUCAAAGACACUUUUCUGAACAUGCAAAAGCAGUACGCGCACGACAUUCCCCACAUGACUCUGGUGUACCGCACCAAGAUACUGACCCAUCUCGCCUUUACCCCUCGGUUUCACCAGUGGUUCCUCAACAACUUUAGCGAUCCCACAGCCUGGUACGAAGCACGAGAUCUUUUCGUGCGGUCGGCCGCGGUAUGGUCAAUGGUGGGGCACAUUGUCGGGCUGGGCGACCGGCACGGCGAGAACAUUUUGAUCGACUGCACCACAGGCGAGUGCGUCCACGUGGAUUUUGACUGCCUCUUCGACAAGGGACUCAAACUGGCGCGCCCGGAGAUCGUCCCAUUCCGACUCACGCCCAACAUGAUCGACGCGUUCGGGUUGAGUGGCGUCGAAGGCGUGUACAGACACACGUGCGAAGUGACGCUGACGCUGCUGCGGCAGAACCGGGAGACGCUGCGCAGCAUCUUGGAGUCGUUUGUGCACGAUCCGCUGGUCGAGUGGGGACGCAGCAAGAGCAAGCAAAGCACGACUGGCGCCGCCACGCUCAAAGCUGUGCCCGCCAACCACGAGCAAGUCAACAGCGAAGCCAAGAUCAUGCUCAAAACCAUCGACGAACGGCUGAGGGGUAUUUGGAACUUGGGCAAAAAGCAGCAGCACGAAACGCUGCCCUUGAGUGUCAAAGGCCAAGUCGACCGGCUCAUCUCGGAAGCCACGUCCGACGAAAACUUGGCGCAAAUGUACAUUGGAUGGAUGCCGUUCCUGUAAUGUCCGAUACUAGUAUUUAUUGAUAAGAUCUACAAAGAACGACGACGCAAAGCAUAGGGCUAACUAAACUCGCACCACCAUGACAUUCAAAUUGGACGAGUGAAAAUUCAGAGCCAGGGGAAAAGAAGGUAUAUUGAAAUCAAUUUUGG